This is a messenger RNA of Thermothielavioides terrestris NRRL 8126, 1642 nucleotides long. RefSeq lists its product as uncharacterized. The transcript has 7 exons. The record is from RefSeq and is a predicted model, not a curated record. Gene Ontology annotation, molecular function: basic amino acid transmembrane transporter activity. Gene Ontology annotation, cellular component: fungal-type vacuole membrane. Gene Ontology annotation, biological process: transmembrane transport; basic amino acid transport. NCBI's taxonomy places the organism in Eukaryota, Fungi, Ascomycota, Sordariomycetes, Sordariales, Chaetomiaceae. The annotation marks the transcript as partial.
UGUAAGUCAAACUACCGUCCCAUCGGUUGCUGGGCGAGCCGAAGCUAGGAGGUUAGCAUGCUGACCGUAAAGCCAGCGGGAUGGGCCAAACCAUGUGGCAGGUCGUCCUCGGCCGAGUCAUCUCUGGCGCAGGAGCAUCGGGCAUGGCUGGUCUUGUCUCGAUUUUGAUCACUGACUUGCUUCCCCUCCGUGAGGUCGCCCAGUGGCGCGCCUAUGUCAACCUGGUAGCCACGCUUGGCCGCAGCAUUGGAGGGCCCCUUGGCGGCUGGCUCGUCGAUGUCAUCGGAUGGCGGUGGUCCUUCUUCGGCCAAGUUCCUCCCAUAGUGCUCGCCAUCCUGCUCGUGACCUUCUACCUGCCCGGACCAUCAACGGAUGAGCCGGAAUCUCCAGGUCCUGACGGCACUAACACGGCCGGCCAGAAGAGCAGGUUCAGCCGUGUCGACUUCAAGGGCUCCGUGCUCUUUGCCCUGACCGUCUUGGCACUGCUCUUGCCCAUGGAGCUCGGCGGCGUCAAGCUCCCCUGGUCUCACCCUGUCGUUCUCGCUCUCUUCGGCCUAAGCGUUCUCCUCCUGUUCGUCUUUGUUGCCGUCGAGAAGCGGCAGGAGGAGCCGAUCCUGCCGCUUGAGAUCUUCCACCGACGCGACGCCGUCUUUUCCUUCUUGAUCCUCGGUCUUCAGGUUGCUGCACAGUUGGGGCUCAUGUUCUCGGUCCCCCUUUACUUCCAGAUUACCGCGCGGGCAUCCAACACCGUCGCAGGAGCCCACCUGGUGCCCGCCGUGUUUGGAAACGCGCUCGGCGGGCUGAUCUCCGGCCUGCUCAUCAAGCGAUCCGGCCGCUACAAAGCCCUCGUCAUCCUCGCCGUGACGCUCUCCUCCUUCAGCUACCUCCUGCUGAUGCUCCGCUGGCACGGCAACACCAACGUCUGGGAGUCGCUCUACAUAUUUCCCAGCGGUUUCGGCACCGGCAUCGCCCAGUCCGCCGUCUUCAUCUCGCUGCAGGCCGUCGUCGACCCGGCGCACACGGCCCCCGCCAUCUCCUUCAUGUACCUGACCACCACCAUCGCCGUGACGCUGGGCCUGCCGGUGGCCAACGCCGUCAUGCAGGCCGCGCUGCGCCGGAGCCUCGGCGCGCGCCUCCCUGCGCUGGGGCUGGCGCCGGACGAGGUGCGCAGGAUCAUCGAGAACACGGUCUCCGACGUCGACUUCGUCGACCGCAUCACCGGCCGCGUGCGCGAUGCCGUGGUCGGGUCGUACGUCGACGGCUUGUGGUGGAGCCACGGUAACUAAUCCUCUCUCCCCUACCUUUUCCCUCGCAUAACCAACCGCAACAGACCCGUAUUGUGAAGGUGCUGACAGUUUUGCCAGGUGUCUCGUUUCUGUUCUCCGCUUCAGCGUUUAUCCUGGCUCUCUUCAUCAAACAGCGUCCACUCGAUGGGCCCAGGGCGUAGGAACAAACGCCUGCUUUCCUAUUGCUCCGCGAGGCAUAGCCACCUUGCCGGUGUUAGAAAGGGGUAGUACAAAAACGUCAGAAAGAGGCAUGUAUGUGUAUGUACAUUGCGACAUAGACAUAACAACACAGAUGUGCACCACCGAGAUCUGCUCAACAGAUACAUGAAACGCUGAGCAGGCAAGCAGGACGGCUC